Messenger RNA from Megalobrama amblycephala (Wuchang bream), 4987 nucleotides. RefSeq names its product bone morphogenetic protein 3 (gene bmp3). The coding region runs from base 1921 to 3279 and encodes 452 amino acids. The transcript is spliced from 3 exons. Gene Ontology annotation, cellular component: extracellular region. Lineage: Eukaryota; Metazoa; Chordata; Actinopteri; Cypriniformes; Xenocyprididae. The record is from RefSeq and is a predicted model, not a curated record. Gene Ontology annotation, molecular function: cytokine activity; growth factor activity. Gene Ontology annotation, biological process: SMAD protein signal transduction; BMP signaling pathway; osteoblast differentiation.
GUGUGUGUGUGUGUGUACAUACAUACAUACAUACAUACAUACACCCCUACAUAAAGUUUAUGUUUAAUCACCACCAGGAUGAGGGCUCAAGAAGUGGGUGGUGAUUCACCCACAUUCAUAACUGUUUAACUUAACCGGCCACAGUCCUUAUUCAUGUGGUAGAGUGGCAGUGUGAUGAAACUGCCCACUUCAGUCCCUCACAAGCACAGCUCAUUCAUACACCUACAAAUCAACAUAGCAGAUGUGCUUGUGAAAAUCUGGGUUCUCAUCCUAAAGCAGACUAAGAGAGUUUAGUGGGAAAUAAAACAUGAUAAAUAUAGGUUAUUGACAGCAGACCACAUAUUUUCUCACUAUUCAGCAAUUACAUCUCGGACAGAUCUGACAAAACCAUAUCUUGAAAAUAUAAGUCCACUGGCAUCAGAUGUCUGGGGUGGGAGUCAAUCACUUCCUCCUCAAUGAUCCUGAAAGAGAGGCCGUGACAGAGGAUAUUGAAGCCGUGCACGCGGGUCUGGUGUGCGGAGGGGACGCGGUGCAGCAUCCGGAUCAGACUCUGCUGUGCAGGAUGUGUCUGCUCAUCGCCAUUGAGCUCAGCUAAAUGGGAUAGAGAGCCUUUAAUGCUCCCCAUAAGCCAUGUCAUUCAGCGCGUCAACCCAGACACACAGCUUUGCUGAGAGACGUUUCACGGAUCUCACUGUCGAGCUUUACAACACAGAUCCACAUGACUCAUACAGUCGCUCAGAGACCGCUGAAAGUGUGAACGAUGAAGACGUAAAAGUCUGUUGAGUUUGUUUCGAUGCCCUAAACGUCCGUUUUAAGUCGAUAAAGAAGGCUUUUUUUUCAAGUGUUUUCAUAUAACUUAUUCUUUCUUUCUUUCUUUCUCUCUCAUAUACACGCGUAGACUUUCCCCUUCCAUUCAUUUUGUGAAGAAUAGUAGGCUAUCCGACUGUAUCGGGGCUUAUCAGCAAUGAAUCAGUUGAUAAGGUUCACAAAACCGGUCUAAAAACUAUUCGUUCUUGAGUCAGACUGAAUGAAUAAAAGUGAUUCUCUAACCGAGUCGGUCAAGUCCGACUCGCAAUUGUACCUGGUUAACAAGCGAAUUAGCUAAUCGAUAACCGUCUUAUGAACUAAACCUUGAUUUGACCACGGGUGCAAAAAGUAGCCUACUAGGCUACUACUACUUCAUCAUCUGUAUGCUAUAGCAGAAAUUAAAUAAAAGAUUCUGGAUACAAGUUUAAGAACUGCGUUGUAGCUUUAUAGUUUUAUUAAUGCGCAUUUGAAACAAGAGGUAAGGUUUAAUAUAAUUUAUAUAUAAUUUUAUAUAAAUUAGCUUCUAUUUAAAAACAAAUGCAUUGGCUACAAUUAACACUCUUAAAAUUAGUUGUAGGCUACAUAAUGCCUCGUGAUGACGUAAAGAACAGAAGAAUCUGUUUAUUGAACCGGCUCUUUGAAAUGAAUCGUUCAAAAGAACCGAUUCGCGGAAAUCAUUCGGACUUCCCAACACUGUCCGACUGCUCCCAUAAGCCCUAUAUAUUACUAGCGCAACAAGCUUUACCUUCAAUGAACGCAGGGAAGAGGCGCGAUUGGCUGAGAACAGCUUCGCUCACACACAAAACCGAGGAUCAAGCCUGACCAUCAGGACAACAGCAGAUCAAACUCAUACGGACAUCCUCGUAGAUUUUGCGCAAGGACUGUGAUAUCUGCUGCAUGAACAUCGAUCUUUGGAAACGUGCAUUUGGACUAUUCUUUUUGAGCACACCAAAGUGACAUCUUAUUUAAAUUUGCCCUUUAUUUUUCUCGCUCUCUUUGCCUUAUUUUGGUGGUCCAUGUGAUGCUCUCCCUCUCAAGAGACAAGAGUUUGGAAACGCAUUCAGCACUGAUAUACUACACCUAAAUCAGCUUCAGCAGUCUCGUACAUCCAGCAUGGAUCGCUGUCAACGGCUGUUUAUCCUCCUGUUGGGAUGGGGUUAUCUGUUCUGUGGAUACUGUGCUGUGCUUAAAACACCCUUUAUGGGUUUCUCAAAAGACGUGCCAUUUGGACAAAAAGUGGAAGCGCAAGAUAAGCAGCAUGCAAAGAAAAGCGAGCAGGACACGCUGUCAGAACACAUGCAGAUGCUCUACGCCAAAUACACCAGCGCGGGAUUCCCUCUCAAAGAUGGGAACACUGUCCGCAGCUUCAAAGGACAUUUGGGGACCAUAAAUGAUAAGCAGUUACAAAUCUUCAACCUCACUUCCCUCACCAAGUCUGAGGAUGUUCUCUCAGCAACACUGCACUACUACAUUGGUGACCUGCAGAACAGCAGCCAGAGAUGCCCAAGGCACAAGAGUUGUGCUCACCAUAAUCUCAGAAGACAAGGUCACAUUCACCUUGAUGUCUGGAGUUUCAGCUUUGUGGAUAACACCACCAGAACAAUCGGCCAUUUUUCCAUUAACAUCUCCACAAUGUACAGGGACUUCAUAUCAUGGCAGUGGAAAGACAUUACUCGUGUAGUCAACCAAGCCAAGCAUCACGACCAGCUUCUCAUAGGCAUUGACAUUGACUCAAAAGGACAGCAACCUUGGAAGAAACUCUUGUCAGAUAGGUCUCCUUACAUUCUGGUCUACGCCAACGACUCGGCUAUCUCCGAACCCGAAAGUGUCGUGUCCACCUUGCAGAGACACAGAAGCAGACUGGUGCCUAAUCUUCAUAUGCUCGAAAUACAUAAUCGCAGUGCCUCCUCGCAACAUCGGACCAGACGGUCCGCCAACAUCCUGCUGCCGCUACAAAACAAUGAGCUUCCAGGCCCCGAGUACCCUUAUGAGAUACCUACGUGGGAUGAGACCAGUCCGUAUGAUCCAAUGGAGAGCAAACCAGUCAAGCGCCCUCGCAAGAAGCCUCGCAAGAAUCCACGGCACAAGAACCCUCUUCUGCAGUUUGAUGAGCAGACCAUUAAGAAAGCACGUAAGAAGCAAUGGAACGAGCCGAGGAACUGCGCUCGCAGAUAUUUAAAGGUUGAUUUCGCAGAUAUCGGCUGGAGCGAGUGGAUUAUCUCCCCCAAGUCUUUUGAUGCGUACUACUGCUCGGGGUCAUGUCAGUUCCCCAUGCCAAAGUCAUUGAAACCUUCAAACCACGCCACCAUCCAGAGCAUUGUGCGGGCGGUCGGGGUGGUCCCGGGCAUCCCAGAGCCCUGCUGUGUACCCGAGAAGAUGUCUUCCCUCAGCAUCCUCUUCUUCGAUGAAGACAAGAACGUGGUCCUUAAAGUCUACCCCAAUAUGACAGUGGACUCCUGUGCCUGUCGGUAAAUGCUUUGGUCUUUUCCACCAGCCUCCUUCCCCUAAACUGAUUCCCAAUUUUUGCACUGGAAGAAAGACUGAAGAUGUUCAUUUCAUAACCCUUGAAGAACUAUCUACAGCUUUAAGGAUUGUGAAGAGCAAAGUGCUUUUCCAGAAGGAAUUCCUUCCUGUUAGCAGGAGGCGUCAUGCAUCAGUUGAGAUAUGAACAUAUGAAGAGACUCUCUGUCUGUGUUUGACCAGAAUGUUCUCAUGUUUCUAUAACCUCAGCAGUUAAGCAUACAGGGCAGGGGACAAACAUUUGCUGUCAUCCAUCAUGUUUCUGUACAGUUUGUAUAAUCUGUCAUUAUUAUAGCUAUAUUUUUGCUACAGAGGCAUUGAUUGACUCUCAAUGUUCAUAUUCUAUGGCUGCUAUAAAGUGGACUUUUGGGGGGGAAAAAAGAAAAGGAAUCUCUUUUUGUUACAUUUGUCAAAAAAAAAAAAAAUAAUUAUAUUAAAAUUAUUACCUAUAUAAGUUACUUACUGUUCAUAUUCAGUUUUUCACAUUAAGCUUAAAACUGUUUAAUUUCUGGGUGACUCUGUUUUGAAUGUCUUCGAUCUUCAUAAAAUGCAUAUAUAUAUAUAUAUAUAUUUAUUUUCUCCAAAAUGUGCAUUGUUACAAGCCUACAUGUAAUAGUGCUACAUCACAUUUUGUAAACAAUUUCUUUUAUCAUGCUUUUUUCAAUAUACUUGCAUUUGUAAAUAUGUUCGAUGAUGUUUCCGUCUGACCUACUAAUACAAGGUUGCAUCCUCACAUUUAGCUGAAUUCAUAAUGUAUAUGCACGCAUUCUGUUACGGUAAUUUUUUUUCUGUCAUUCCUCUGAAAACUAGUGUCAAGAAACUAGAUGUUAUUUUAUGAGCAAUUUUUCAAAUAUAUUCAGUAAGGUGAUUAUGAAAAUUGUAUGUAGAUUAUUUAGCCUUUUAUCUCUUUAACACAACAAUGCCUAUAUAAAGUGCCUUACUACAUUAAAAGGUUAAUCAUACAUUAAAUAAAAUAAGAGUAUUUAUAUUUCACAAAGAUGAGUGUAACAUGUAAUGUCUUAUUUUGGCAGAAUAUUUUGUCUAUCAGUUUAUUUGGAUAAAAUGUGAUAUUUUGUUCCAAAAAUGUUUUUCUGUAUACAUUUUUGUACUGUUUUUACUUUGAAAUUAGCAUAGAACUAAAGCAAUGACAUAUCACAAGCUGCAUGUUCAUAAAUGGGAUGUGUUCUAGUCUGAUUUCCUUUUUUGUUUUGUUUUUUGACAGAGAAAUGAACACAUGUAAAAGUGGGCUAUUAUCUUAAUAUAUAAUACAUACGUCAAGACACACUAUGUAAAGCACUCCUUUAGCAUUUGUGUAAUAUAUUUUUUGGAAGGCUUCCACCACACUGUGUGUUUUGUAAAUGUUAUGCUGUAGGUGAAAGGAUGUGCUUUGUAUGAUAAGCUUCAUAAGAAAUUAUAUUUGUAUAUGGAAAUGACCUUUAAAAGCAUUUAUUUAUUGUCGGUAUGAUGCCUUCUGUAUUUUAUUUUUGUGAAGCACAGAGGGGUUCAUUAAAUAUUCAUUGAGCUUUGCUGCUCAAAGGUUAGAAGGGGUGCAAAAGGAAGCAAUCACAUGACUCAUGUCAAAUGAGCGAGAAUGCUUAUUUUUGUAACAUCAUCCCUUUUGGCAGAUUGUUCAAGGAAAACAAUAAAGUUUUAAGAAUUA